Molecule: messenger RNA, 1140 nt
Organism: Hippocampus zosterae (dwarf seahorse)
Lineage: Eukaryota; Metazoa; Chordata; Actinopteri; Syngnathiformes; Syngnathidae
Gene: dera
Product: deoxyribose-phosphate aldolase (putative)
Exons: 9
Coding region: 112-1068 (318 amino acids)
Biological process (GO): deoxyribonucleotide catabolic process; carbohydrate catabolic process
Cellular component (GO): cytoplasm
Molecular function (GO): deoxyribose-phosphate aldolase activity
Source: RefSeq, a predicted model, not a curated record
CCGAAGGCGUUCUACUUCCGUUAAACUCUGGCAACAGGAAGUGAUGACAGACUGCUUCGCUGGGCACUUGGAAAUCUGAAUAUCUGCGCUUCAAAAUAUAUAUUUGUGGUUAUGUCUGCGAGAAACCCGGGGACCCAACUCGAUCUGGAGUGGGUCUCCAAAGUGAAAGUGAACACCCAAGCUGUACUGAGAAGAGCUCAGUACAUCCAAGGAUUGAAGCUCCCCAAGAAACAGUGGCAGGCUGCCUGGCUUUUGAAGGCCAUCACAUGUAUCGACCUGACGACUCUGGCCGGAGACGAUACGCCGUCCAACGUCCACCGGCUGUGCAUGAAGGCCAUUCAGCCCGUCCAGUAUGAGCACCUCAAGAAAAUGGACAUGCAUGAUAAAGGAGUGACCACCGGCGCUGUGUGCGUGAAUCCGUCACGCGUGGCCGAUGCGGUCAAAUCGCUAAAAGCCGCCAACUCCAAUCUUCCCGUUGCAUCGGUGGCGACCGGUUUCCCGGCAGGUCAGACCCCACUGGAGACGCGGCUGACGGAAGUUCGCAUGGCCGUGGCGGACGGCGCGACGGAGAUCGACAUUGUCAUCAACAGGACGCUCGCUCUCACGGGGCAGUGGGAAGCCAUGUAUGACGAGAUCUGUCAGUUCCGAGAGGCCUGCGGCGAUGCUCACAUGAAGACCAUCCUGGCCAUCGGCGAGCUGGGCACCUUCACCAACGUCUACAAGGCCAGUUUGGUCGCCAUGAUGGCCGGUUCCGACUUCAUCAAGACGUCCACUGGAAAGGAAUCAGUCAAUGCCACCUACCCUGUCGCUAUCGUGAUGGUGAGGGCCAUCCGCGACUACUUCCUACGUACGGGCCACAAGGUGGGCUUCAAGCCAGCGGGGGGCAUCCGAACCGCCAAAGAAUCUUUGGUGUGGCUUCUUCUGAUCAAAGAGGAGCUGGGCAAUGACUGGCUGACUCCUCACCUCUUUCGCUUAGGAGCCAGCAGCCUGUUGGCUGACAUCGAGAGACAGAUUUAUCAUCACGUCACGGGACAAUAUGCCGCCUACCAUGAGCUUCCAAUGGCCUGAAGCUCUCUCUGGGGAUGUUCCAAAAGCCACGCCCCCAGGCCUCUCUGAAGCACUUGCGCGCCUCCAAUCAAA